AUGAAGAGCACACUUCUCUUGGCCGGAGCCCUUGCUCCCCUUGCCCUUGCUAAGGAUCUCUGCGAGCAGUACGGAUAUCUUUCAAGCGACGGCUACGCACUCAACAACAACGUCUGGGGCAAGGACUCAGGAACAGGUGACCAGUGUACUCAUGUCAACUGGAACAACGCCAAUGGUGCUGGUUGGGACGUCGAGUGGAACUGGUCUGGUGGCAAGGACAACGUUAAGUCUUAUCCUAACUCGGCCCUCUUGAUCGGAGAGGAUAAGAAAACUAUCAGCUCCAUCACAAACAUGCAGUCCGCCGCUGAAUGGAAGUACAGCGGUGACAACAUCCGCGCUGACGUGGCGUACGAUCUGUUCACUGCUUCAGACCCUAACCAUGAGACCUCCAGCGGCGAGUACGAGCUUAUGGUCUGGCUUGCUCGAAUCGGUGGUGUGCAGCCCAUUGGAGCCCUGCAAACGAGCGUUACCAUCGAGGGCCACAAUUGGGAACUUUGGAUCGGCAUGAAUGGCGAUAUGAAGGUCUUCAGCUUUGUUGCGCCUACCCCAGUCAACAACUUCAAUGCCGACAUCAAGCAAUUCUAUGACUAUCUCACCAAGUCAGAGAACUUCCCCGCUGACAAGCAGUACCUCCUCACCUUCCAGUUUGGUACCGAGCCCUUCACUGGAGACAAUGCCAAGUUCACUGUUAGCAACUUCAAUGCCCAUCUCAAAUAA
Messenger RNA from Fusarium coffeatum, 717 nucleotides. RefSeq lists its product as uncharacterized. The coding region runs from base 1 to 717 and encodes 238 amino acids. The transcript has 4 exons. The record is from RefSeq and is a predicted model, not a curated record. Lineage: Eukaryota; Fungi; Ascomycota; Sordariomycetes; Hypocreales; Nectriaceae. Gene Ontology annotation, molecular function: cellulase activity. Gene Ontology annotation, biological process: polysaccharide catabolic process.